Molecule: messenger RNA, 1887 nt
Organism: Otolemur garnettii (small-eared galago)
Lineage: Eukaryota; Metazoa; Chordata; Mammalia; Primates; Galagidae
Gene: SYT16
Product: synaptotagmin 16
Exons: 6
Coding region: 1-1887 (628 amino acids)
Source: RefSeq, a predicted model, not a curated record
AUGGUGUUGGCCAUGGCAUCUCAGGAUGCCCAGAACUUCUUCCAGCCUUUCUCUUCCUGGAUGUCUCGGGUUUAUGGAGCUCUCCAGCAAGCAGGAGAUAUAUUAUCUGCCUCACUGGUUACCGUAAGCCAACAAGACUCUAAAUUGAGUGACAAGGUAGACCAGGACUUAGAUGAUACUAAGAUUCAGGAAACUUACUUUGGACAUGAAGAACAAGACAAUGAUUGGAGCCAAGAGGAUGAAAAUUCCUUGUUUCUUGAAGUGGAUCAUUUCUCAUGUUGUAAUAGUGAUGUGCAGGACUCUGGCCAAAGCCCAAGCUCCAGAUUUAGCCAACAGGCAAAGGACUCAUGUUCCACAGUGUCCCAGGGGCCCAACAAGACCCUUCAUGACCAGAAGCCACCACAUGUGCUUUCUUCUGUUGCUGAGGAAGGACAUCAUCUUGAAAAACAAAGAAGUGGUCUGCAGCGUGGCUCUAACAGCCAGCUCCCUGAUACAGUAGAAACUAUCAAUGGAGAAAAACAAGUCAACAGCUCUGGAGAUGAAGAAGAGCUCUCCACGUCUUCCGACAGUGACCAGGAGGUGAUCAAGCAGUUUGAGAUUUCCGUGUCCCGGUCCCAGAGUUUCCGUUCAGGAGCAUCUGAGAGAGGAAGGCAGACGGGACUGGAGCAGAAACCGAAACUCGGCUAUUUGGAUGGAGCCAGCCCACCGAGUUACUCUAAGAAUCUGUCUUAUUGUGAAGAUGACCCCAGCUCUGCUCAUGCACAGUCCCCAUGUGAGAGAGCAGGUACCAGGCACCCUGGAACAUCUCACCAAGAAUCCGGGGAGGCCCGAAGCCUCAGUCGCCAAUCCACAGAUGGGAGCUUGGAGAUGGAGACAGCUUUUAAUAACCGGGGAUUUGAAGAUUCCUAUGCCACUGACAGUUCCUCCAUGUGGAGUCCAGAGGACCAGGACAGGACCAGCUUGCAGGUGCCAUCCGGGGUCUCAGAGCCCAUUUCAAAGUGUGGUGACCUAGACGUCAUCUUUGAAUAUAGAGCUUUGAGCCAGAAACUCACAGUGACCAUUGUGAGAGCUCAGGGCCUCCCAGAUAAGGACCGAAGUGGUGUCAACUCCUGGCAAGUUCACGUGGUGAUGCUGCCCAGUAAGAAGCAGAGGGGCAGGACGAACAUCCAGAGAGGGCCCAACCCUGUCUUCAAGGAGAAGGUCACCUUCACCAAGCUGGAACCCAGAGAUGUGGCUGCCUGUGCCAUCCGCUUCCGCCUAUACUCUGCCCGUAAAAUGACCCGAGAGAGAAUGAUGGGAGAGAAACUAUUCUAUCUCAGCCACCUGCACCCAGAAGGGGAAAUGAAAGUGACCUUGGUUCUGGAACCAAGAAGUAAUAUAAGUAGUGGGGGGUCUCCGCUCAGCCCAUCUGCAGUUUCUCACAGUGACAGUGCUUCAUCUACCCAGUCACUAUCACAUGGAGGGGCCCCGGAACUGCUGGUGGGGCUGUCCUACAAUGCCACGACAGGGCGGUUAUCUGUGGAAAUGAUCAAAGGCAGCCAUUUCCGAAACCUGGCUGUUAACCGUGCGCCUGAUACAUAUGGGAAACUCUUUCUCCUCAAUUCUGUGGGUCAGGAGAUGUCCCGCUGCAAGACAUCCAUUCGACGUGGGCAGCCCAAUCCUGUGUAUAAGGAGACCUUCAUGUUCCCGGUGGCCCUCUUCCAGCUCUCUGACGUCACGCUGAUGAUCUCCAUCUACAACAGGCGAACCAUGAAGCGUAAAGAGAUGAUUGGCUGGAUCGCUCUGGGCCAGAACAGCAGUGGAGAGGAGGAGCAGGACCACUGGGAGGAGAUGAAGGAAACCAAAGGCCAGCAGGUGUGCAGGUGGCACGCUCUCCUGGAGUCCUAG